Messenger RNA from Colletotrichum gloeosporioides, 1494 nucleotides. RefSeq lists its product as uncharacterized. Lineage: Eukaryota; Fungi; Ascomycota; Sordariomycetes; Glomerellales; Glomerellaceae. The record is from RefSeq and is a predicted model, not a curated record. The transcript is spliced from 3 exons. Bases 1 to 1494 code for a protein of 497 amino acids.
AUGGCCUCCCCCGCAGCACUGACGGACAGCGUCGAGGUCUACGAGACCGUGGAGACGAACAUCACCGAGACCAUCGAGGUCACCUCCGUCAACAAGGCUGGUAGAACGCAAGUUGAGAAGGUCGUGGUCGAGCUGCCGGCAUACCACACAGCCCCGCCAUGGCAGCUUCUGUGGGAUGACCUGAAGCUCUUCGUCCUGAAGGCCUACAAGCUUCCCGUCGUCGUGUUCCCGUUGGCCUACCCCCACCGCGGCCACACCAGAUCCCCGCCUCUGGACCAGGCCUGGGUCCCCCACAUGAUCCGAUUUGGCGCCAUCAACCGUGCCGUCACCUACUUCCAGGAGAGGUUCCAACAAAUCAUCGACCCUCAUUACCCCUCUGGUGAGAUGGACGAGCUCUACCCCUCCGUCGGAAACCUCAUCUGCCUGGCUGCUCACACCGUCCUGAUCGCCACUCAACUUGCCUUCCUUUUGUCCCUCCCUUUCAUCGCGACCUUCCCGUUCACCGCGGUCCUGCCUUACGCCAUCGCCUUCGUCGCCAUCAACUACCUCGCCUGCAUUCCUCUUAACUCCGGUGUCAAGGGAGGUGUUCUCGAGUCCCACCAGAUCCCCGAAUCUGAGAACUGGGUUAAGCACGAGAACGAGAAGUGGAUUUUCCUCAACGGUGUCUCCGUUGGCUCCCACUGGCUGCAGGGCAACCUGAACAGAUUGUCCAGAACCUUCCACCGUCCCAUCACUGGUGUCCACAACAAGACGGCUGGCGUCGUUUUCGACACGAUCCAGUGUCUCGUGGAGAGAUGCUUCUACUUCGGCACAACCGACACUAGAGAGUGCUACGCUCUUAUCGCUGGAGCUGUUGCCGACCCCGCCAAGGACAGGGUCGUUCUCAUUCUUCACUCUCAGGGCGGCCUUGAGGGCAGCAUCAUUCUUGACUGGCUCCUCUCCCACUGCGCCCGCAAGGAUCUCAAGAAGCUUGAGAUCUACACCUUCGGAAACGCUGCCAACCACUUCAACAACCCCAAGAUCGACGAGGGCGAGUACGUCGUCGGACACAUUGAGCACUACGCCAACGAUGGUGACUUUGUCGCCGAGUGGGGUGUCACUCACUUCAAGUCUCUGAUUUCCGAGCAGACCAAGGAGGCCAAGAACCACUCCAAGAAGAGCCACCGCCACAAGCGCCAGUCGCAUGAGUCUGCCAUUGCCAACAUUCUUGGUGUCACCCCCAGACAGAACAACUUCAACGGACUUCUCUUCAAGAACAAGGGCAAGUGGGGCCACCUGCUUAACCAGCACUACCUCGACAGAAUCCUCCCCCUUAACAACACCUUGACUGGUGUCGUUGAGGGCAAGGAGGGCAGGGGCCACAAGUACUUCCUUGAUGCCACCAUGGUUCAGGGCAGAGGCCUCCGCAAGGGCGAUAAGAACAAGGUGGCUAAUGACAGCAGACUCUGGCAAUACAUCAACGGCAGAGAGCCUGGCAUGGUCAACGGAAACUAA